This is a messenger RNA of Aureobasidium pullulans EXF-150, 1202 nucleotides long. RefSeq names its product alpha/beta hydrolase. The coding region runs from base 172 to 1152 and encodes 326 amino acids. Gene Ontology annotation, molecular function: hydrolase activity. The transcript is spliced from 4 exons. Lineage: Eukaryota; Fungi; Ascomycota; Dothideomycetes; Dothideales; Saccotheciaceae. The record is from RefSeq and is a predicted model, not a curated record.
CGAACCGCGGCGAUCCCGGGGGGCUUCGAUGUGAGCAAGUUGCCCUCGUUUCGAACAACUUUAUCCGAGGUUGACCUCAUUCUUAUUUUUGACCUUUGAACCGCUGCUUGAACCAAACAUCUUGUCCUCUUGUUUCCCCAAGCGUCGUAAUCAUUUGCAUUCAUCAUAAACAUGUCGGCCGAAAUCAGAAAUCUGGAGAGCCUCUCCGCUCUCGCUGUUGAACGCCAUGUCUCCACAACGCCCUCAGGCUCCACCGUGAUAAGCUACGCUAAGGACCUGGGGGAGGGUCCUGUCUUGUGGCUCGUCCAUGGAUAUCCUCAGUCUGCCUACAUCUGGCGACAUCUUAUCCCACAACUUCAGGACAAAAUCUCCCUGUUUGUCCCAGAGCUGCCGGGUUACGGUGUCAGUAGUCGUCCGAAGAAGGACGGUUUCGCCGCCGUCGGCCAGGCUUUGCUUGAAGCCAGCCAUGAAUUGUUUCCUAACCGACCCAUCAUCCUAGGAGGACAUGAUCGUGGUGCCCGUAUCUGCCAUCGUCUUGCCGUGACUCACGCCCAUCCUCCUCAAGAUGAAACUGCCAACUUGCAUUCUUACAAACUUCUGGGUACCAUCAUGCUGGACAUCGUGCCUACUCUGGUGCAGUGGCAAGCCUUUGCUCGUCCUACAGCUGCUGCUUCUUAUUUCCAUUGGCCCUUUCUUGCCUCGCCAAUCGCACCCGACAUGAUCGAAGCCUACGGGGGCGACAGAUGGACACAUGAUGCCUUGAACCGCAUCUCCACUGACGACUCGGAAGGUCUCAAAGCUAUGCAAUCAGAUGACGCAUGGAAAGUUUACGAAACUUUACACGCCAAACGUGAGACCAUCGAAGGUUCCUGCGCCGAUUAUGCAGCUGGUUGUUAUGUCGAACCACCACUGCAGGAAGAGGAUCAGCGCGAAGGUCGCAAGCUGGAAUGUCCUGCCCUCAUCAUGUGGAGCAUGCGUAACCUGGGCAAGACACAUGGAGACGUUGAAGCCAUCUGGAAGCAGUGGUUCAAAGAUGAGUCGUUGCUGACAGCUCAGGGUGUUGGCGAUGAUGCCGGACAUUACCUUCCAGAGGAAGCUAACAAGUCUGUGGGCAAAGCGAUGAAUGAUUUUCUGAACGAGGUGAUGAAGUGAGUGUAUGUAUGUCAUUAUGAAUGGUCACGGUAUGGACUUCUAUCCUGCUC